Molecule: messenger RNA, 7792 nt
Organism: Leptosomus discolor (cuckoo roller)
Lineage: Eukaryota; Metazoa; Chordata; Aves; Leptosomiformes; Leptosomidae
Source: RefSeq, a predicted model, not a curated record
CACUUGCAAAAGCAUGAGAGUGCAGUAAAUCCCGACUCCUGCUAUUACUACUGUGCUCUGUGUGAUUACUCCACCAAGGUCAAGCUGAACCUGGUACAACAUGUCCGCUCAGUGAAGCACCAGCAGACAGAGGGCCUACGCAAGCUCCAGUUACACCAGCAAGGGCUGGCACCGGAGGAGGACAACCUCAGCGAGACAUUUUUUGUCAAAGACUGCCCACCAAAUGAGCUCGAAGAACAAGGUGAAGAUACAGAAGUGUCUGCUAAAAGUACAUCAGUGGCUGUGGCUGAUGAUAAAGACUCAAGUGAGAGAGACAAUAGUGAAGGCAAAAAAUCUAGUAAAGACUCUGGAAUAGUCACACCAGAGAAGGAACCAAAAGUGAAUACUGUGGUAGGGGCACAACAGCUUCUUCUGGCAAAAGAAGAGGAUGAUGCAGCUAAAAAAUCAAAGCCUCCAGAAGACAAUAAAUUUUGUCAUGAGCAGUUCUAUCAAUGUCCUUAUUGUAACUACAAUAGUAGGGACCCAAAUCGUAUCCAGAUGCAUGUCCUGUCACAGCAUUCAAUGCAACCUGUUAUCUGCUGCCCCCUCUGCCAGGAUGUCCUCAGCAACAAAAUGCAUCUCCAGCUUCAUUUGACCCAUUUGCACAGUGUGUCCCCUGACUGUGUGGAGAAACUGCUCAUGACAGUUCCUGUACCAGAUGUCAUGAUGCCCAACAGUAUGCUGUUGCCAGCAGCUGCUUCAGAGAAAUCUGAACGUGACACACCUGCAACCAUUACGGCUGAGGGACCUGGGAAAUAUCCAGGUGAAAGUCUUGUGGAUGAGAAAAGUACCCCUGGGAAUGAUGAAUCAAAAACUGGAAUGGAAAUUAAGACGGAGGAACAGAAGCCACCUAAGGAAUCUACUGAAACACCAGAUUGGAAUAAGAGCAGCAGUAAAGAUAUAAAGACCACUGACUCAAUGACAGAUCAGCUAAAUGAGCAGCAGAAGAAGCAACAGCUCUCUGUUUCUGAUCGCCAUGUUUAUAAGUACCGUUGUAACCAUUGCAGCUUGGCUUUUAAGACUAUGCAGAAGCUUCAGAUACAUUCCCAGUAUCAUGCUAUUCGGGCAGCUACCAUGUGUAGCCUUUGCCAACGUAGCUUCCGUACAUUCCAGGCUUUAAAAAAACACUUGGAAGGAGGCCACCCUGAACUCAAUGAAGCUGAACUUCAGCAGCUCUGUGCAUCUUUACCUGUCAAUGGUGAACUCUGGGCAGAAAGUGAAAGUAUGGCACAAGAUGAUCAUGCGCUAGAACAGGAAAUAGAAAGAGAUUAUGAGAUGGACCAGGAAGGUAAAGCAAGUCCUGUAGGAAGCGAUAGUAGCUCUAUUCCAGACGAUAUGGGCUCAGAACCAAAGCGGACCUUACCUUUUAGAAAAGGGCCAAAUUUUACCAUGGAAAAAUUUCUAGAUCCAUCUCGCCCAUAUAAGUGUACAGUGUGUAAAGAGUCUUUCACCCAAAAGAACAUUCUCUUGGUCCACUAUAACUCAGUGUCCCAUCUACAUAAACUCAAAAAGGUUUUGCAGGAAGCAUCGAGUCCUGUCCCUCAAGAAACCAACAGCAGCACUGACAACAAACCCUACAAAUGCAGCAUUUGUAAUGUUGCGUAUAGCCAAAGUUCUACAUUGGAAAUCCAUAUGAGAUCUGUGCUUCAUCAGACGAAGGCAAGGGCUGCAAAAUUAGAACCAAGUGGUAAUAUAAGUAGCGGAAAUAGUGUAGCAGGGAAUGUUAAUAGCCCCAACCAAGGAAUGCUAGAAUCUAUGAGUUUACCAGCAGUUAACAGCAAAGAAACACAUUUGGAUGCCAAAGAAUUAAACAAAAAGCAAGCUUCUGAAUUAAUUUCUGCUCAGCCUACACAUCACCCACCCCAGUCACCAGCACAACUUCAAAUGCAACUACAGCAUGAACUGCAACAGCAAGCGGCAUUCUUUCAACCUCAGUUUCUAAACCCAGCUUUUUUGCCUCACUUUCCAAUGACACCAGAAGCACUGCUGCAAUUUCAACAGCCUCAGUUCCUUUUCCCGUUCUAUAUACCUGGGACGGAAUUUAGCUUAAGCCCAGAUCUGGGUUUGCCUGGUUCUGCCACAUUUGGCAUGCCCGGAAUGGCUGGUAUGACAGGAUCACUGCUAGAAGAUUUGAAGCAGCAGUUACAAACUCAGCACCAUGUUGGCCAAACCCAGCUACAGAUACUGCAGCAACAAGCACAACAGUAUCAAUCCACUCAACCCCAACUUCAGUCCCAAAAACAGCAGCAGCAAAGUAGCAAGCUGAUGAAAGCAGAACAAAAUACCUUAGUAAGUACAGACUGCCAGCUGAUAAAGGAUAUGCCAUCAUAUAAGGAGCCAGAAGAAAUUUCUGAGAAACAAGAGAAGCCAAAGCAAGAGUUUACUAAUGAGAACGAAGGACUAAAAGAAAACAAAGAUAUGAAGAAGCCAAAAUCCUCAGAACCAGGCAUCCCACCACCCAGAAUAGCUUCUGGAGCAAGGGGGAAUGCAGCCAAGGCUUUGUUGGAGAACUUUGGGUUUGAAUUAGUUAUCCAAUACAAUGAGAACAGACAAAAAGUGCAGAAAAAAAGCAAGACUGGUGAAGGUGAAAACACAGACAAAUUGGAAUGUGGAACCUGCAGUAAGCUCUUUUCCAACAUUCUUAUUCUGAAGAGUCAUCAAGAACAUGUGCAUGGACAGUUUUUUCCAUAUGGAGCAUUAGAAAAGUUUGCCCGACAGUACAGGGAGGCGUAUGACAAGCUUUAUCCAAUUUCUCCAUCUUCGCCAGAAACACCACCACCUCCACCACCGCCUCCUCCACCACCACCACCUCCUCCUCCUCCAACUCCUUCUCAGCCUUCUUCAGCUGGGUCUGGUAAAAUUCAAAACACAACUCCCACUCCUUUGCAAGCUCCACCACCCACACCACCACCGCCGCCUCCACCACCACCACCACCUCCUCCUCCACCUCCGCCACCAUCAGCCCCACCUCAAGUCCAGCUUCCUGUUUCACUUGAUCUCCCACUUUUCCCUCCAAUUAUGAUGCAGCCAGUGCAGCAUCCUGCAUUGCCUCCUCAGCUUGCCCUCCAGUUGCCGCCAAUGGAUACUUUAUCUGCAGAUCUUACCCAGCUUUGUCAGCAGCAGCUGGGAUUAGAUCCCAAUUUCCUGCGGCACUCUCAGUUCAAGCGUCCACGUACAAGAAUCACAGAUGACCAGUUAAAAAUCUUGCGGGCUUAUUUUGAUAUUAACAAUUCUCCAAGUGAAGAGCAGAUCCAAGAAAUGGCUGAGAAAUCUGGUCUUUCACAGAAAGUUAUCAAGCAUUGGUUUCGUAAUACGUUGUUUAAAGAACGACAGCGAAAUAAAGAUUCUCCAUAUAACUUCAGCAACCCUCCUAUAACAGUACUAGAAGAUAUCAGAAUAGAUCCUCAACCUUCAGCUGUAGAACCUUACAAGUCUGAUGCAUCUUUCAGCAAGAGAUCAUCUAGGACUCGGUUUACUGACUACCAGCUUCGUGUCCUCCAAGACUUCUUUGACACAAAUGCUUAUCCAAAGGAUGAUGAAAUUGAACAGCUUUCAACUGUACUUAACCUACCUACACGAGUUAUUGUCGUAUGGUUUCAAAAUGCGCGACAAAAAGCUCGCAAAAGUUAUGAAAAUCAAGCUGAAACUAAAGACAACGAGAAAAGGGAACUGACAAAUGAGCGUUACAUUCGAACUAGUAACAUGCAAUAUCAGUGCAAAAAGUGCAGUGUGGUUUUUCCCAGGAUCUUUGAUUUGAUUACACACCAGAAAAAGCAGUGUUAUAAAGAUGAAGAUGACGAUGCCCAAGAUGAAAGUCAAACUGAAGAUUCUAUGGACGCCUCCGAUCAAACAGUGUAUAAGAACUGCACAGUUUCUGGCCAAAAUGACUCAUCAAAAAGCCUGGCAGUCACAGCACCAAGCUCUGGCUCUGGUUCUAGUACUCCUUUGAUUCCAUCACCCAAACCAGAACCUGAGAAGGCUUCUCCUAAACCAGAGUCCACAGAAAAACCAAAACAAAACGAAACUGCCUCUAAGCAAACCGAUACAACUUCCCAAAGCACCAAACCAGUACAGUCUACUCCAGUAACCUCUUCCGACCCUCAACCCCCAGCUUCUCAACCACAGCAACAAAAACAAUCACAGAUAGUAGGAAGACCUCCUUCUGCACCACAAACCACACCUGUUCCUUCCAGUCCUUUACCAAUUUCAAUGACUUCUCUACAGAACAGUCUACCUCCUCAGUUAUUACAGUACCAAUGCGAUCAGUGUACAGUUGCCUUUCCAACUCUAGAACUUUGGCAAGAGCACCAGCACAUGCAUUUCCUAGCAGCCCAAAACCAAUUUCUUCACUCACAAUUUUUAGAAAGACCAAUGGAUAUGCCCUAUAUGAUAUUUGACCCCAAUAAUCCUUUGAUGACUGGACAAUUACUUAACAGUUCUCUUGCUCAGAUGCCACCACAAAGUGGCUCAUCACAUACAGCACACCCUCCUACAGUUUCUGGUUCCCUGAAACGAAAACUAGAUGAUAAAGAAGACAAUAACUGUAGUGAGAAGGAGGGAGGAAACAGUGGAGAAGACCAACAUCGUGAUAAGCGUUUAAGAACUACAAUUACUCCAGAGCAGCUGGAAAUACUCUAUGAAAAGUACCUGUUAGAUUCCAACCCUACCAGAAAGAUGCUAGAUCACAUUGCACGUGAAGUGGGACUGAAAAAGAGAGUCGUACAAGUCUGGUUUCAGAACACAAGAGCCCGAGAAAGAAAGGGACAAUUCCGUGCGGUUGGUCCAGCCCAGUCCCAUAAAAGGUGCCCUUUUUGUCGAGCUCUAUUUAAAGCAAAAUCAGCUUUAGAAAGCCACAUUCGCUCUCGACAUUGGAACGAAGGGAAACAGGCUGGUUACAGUUUGCCUCCGAGUCCUUUGAUAUCGAAUGAAGAUGGAGGAGAAAGUCCUCAAAAGUACAUAUUUUUUGAUUACCCAUCCCUGUCAUUAGCAAAAACUGAAUUAUCAAGUGAAAAUGAAUUAGCCUCCACUGUAUCAACCCCUGUUAGCAAAACUGCAGAAAUGUCACCGAAGAACCUCCUAAGUCCUUCUUCUUUUAAAGCAGAGUCUAGUGAGGAUAUAGAAAAUUUGAAUGCCCCUCCUGCCGACUCUGGAUACGAUCAAAACAAGACUGACUUUGAUGAGACUUCAUCAAUUAAUACAGCAAUUAGUGAUGCCACAACAGGGGAUGAGGGGAACAAUGAAAUGGAAAGCACGACUGGCAGUUCAGGGGAUGCAAAACCUGCAUCACCUCCCAAAGAACCAAAACCACUUGUGAAUGACACGCUAUCAAAAGCUGCAACUACACCUACGAAUGAGAACACCGAUGAUAAAUUUCUCUUUUCGAUAACAAGCCCCUCGAUACAUUUCAGUGAAAAAGAUGGUGAACAUGACCAAAGUUACUACAUUACUGAUGACCCUGAUGAUAAUGCUGACCGCAGUGAAACUUCAAGCAUAGCUGAUCCAAGUUCACCUAACCCAUUUGGAGCUAGCAAUCCCUUUAAAUCCAAAACCAGUGAUCGGCCAGGCCACAAACGUUUCCGAACACAAAUGAGUAACCUUCAGCUUAAAGUUCUCAAGGCUUGCUUUAGUGACUACAGAACUCCAACAAUGCAGGAAUGUGAAAUGUUAGGGAAUGAGAUUGGCCUGCCCAAACGUGUGGUCCAGGUGUGGUUUCAGAAUGCCCGGGCAAAAGAAAAGAAAUUCAAAAUUAACAUAGGGAAGCCGUUCAUGAUAAAUCAGACUGGACCUGAUGGGACAAAGCCAGAAUGUUCUCUGUGUGGUGUGAAAUAUUCUGCGCGUUUGUCCAUAAGAGAUCACAUCUUUUCCAAACAACAUAUUACAAAAGUGAGAGAAACUGUGGGAAGUCAGCUAGAUCGGGAGAAAGAUUAUUUAGCUCCUACAACGGUUAGACAGCUCAUGGCACAGCAAGAGUUGGAUCGCAUAAAGAAGGCUACUGAUGUACUAGGAUUAACAGUACAGCAGCCAGGCAUGAUGGACAGCAGUUCUCUUCAUGGUAUCAGUUUGCCAGCAGCUUAUCCAGGACUCCCUGGCCUUCCUCCUGUUCUUCUGCCUGGAAUGAAUGGUCCAUCCUCCUUACCUGGAUUUCCACAAAGUUCAAACACUUUAACAUCUCCUGGUGCAGGCAUGCUUGGGUUUCCUACUUCAGCUACUUCGUCUCCUGCCCUGUCUCUCAGCAGUGCCCCCUCCAAACCUUUGCUGCAGACUCCACCACCUCCACCACCACCACCACCACCUCCACCACCUCCUCCUCCUCCUCCUCCUCCUCCCUCCUCCUCUUUGUCAGGACAGCAGACAGAGCAACAGAGCAAAGAAUCUGAGAAAAAAAAUACUAUAAAUAAGCCAAACAAGGUCAAAAAAAUCAAAGAGGAGGAAUUAGAGGCCAACAAACCCGAAAAACACCUGAAAAAAGAGGAAAAAAUCUCAUCUGCUCUUUCAGUGUUGGGCAAAGUUGUAGGGGAAGCGCACGUGGACCCUACUCAGCUGCAGGCACUUCAAAAUGCAAUUGCUGGUGACCCAGCUUCAUUUAUAGGUGGGCAGUUCUUGCCAUACUUUAUUCCUGGGUUCGCUUCGUAUUUUACACCUCAGCUUCCUGGAACAGUGCAAGGAGGGUACCUCCCCCCGGUCUGUGGUAUGGAGAGCCUUUUCCCCUAUGGGCCAGCUGUGCCUCAGACAAUUGCUGGCUUGUCACCUGGCGCAUUGUUGCAGCAGUACCAACAGUAUCAGCAGAACCUCCAGGAUUCGUUACAAAAGCAACAGAAACAGCAGCAAGAACAGCAGCAGAAACAAGUUCAAGCAAAGUCAUCUAAAGCAGAGAAUGACCAACAGCAAAUCUCCAGUGACACUUCGGAAACAAAAGAAGACAGAAGUUCUGCUACAGAAAGCACAAAAGAAGAACCCCAGUUAGAUUCAAAAAGUGCAGACUUUUCAGACACUUACAUUGUUCCAUUCGUCAAGUAUGAGUUUAUAUGCAGAAAGUGCCAGAUGAUGUUUACUGAUGAAGAUGCAGCAGUAAAUCAUCAAAAGUCCUUCUGUUACUUCGGUCAGCCUUUGAUUGACCCACAAGAGACAGUGCUUCGUGUCCCAGUCAGCAAAUAUCAGUGUCUUGCCUGUGAUGUGGCUAUCAGUGGAAAUGAAGCACUUAGCCAACACCUCCAGUCAAGCUUGCACAAAGAGAAAACAAUCAAACAAGCAAUGAGAAAUGCCAAAGAGCAUGUUAGAUUAUUACCUCACUCAGUCUGCUCCCCUAAUCCUAACACCACAUCUACCUCGCAGUCUGCAGCUUCUUCUAAUAACACCUAUCCUCAUCUUUCUUGCUUCUCCAUGAAGUCCUGGCCUAAUAUUCUUUUCCAAGCGUCUGCCAGGAAAGCUGCUUCUUCCCCUUCUUCUCCUCCUUCCCUUUCCUUGCCUUCAACGGUUACCUCAAGUUUGUGCAGCACCUCAGGGGUUCAAACCUCACUACCCACAGAAAGUUGUUCAGAUGAGUCUGACAGUGAGUUGAGCCAGAAGCUGGAAGACUUAGAUAAUUCUUUGGAAGUGAAGGCUAAGCCUGCUUCUGGCCUAGAUGGUAAUUUCAAUAGCAUCAGAAUGGAUAUGUUCAGUGUGUAGGAGUGAAGACAGGAUCCCUUGCUUAAAAAAAUAAGACUUUAACUGCAGUUCCAAAGCUUCUCUAACCCAAAAAUUACAGUACCAAAUG